CAUGUCCUGAAAGACAAAUGGCGCACGUGCCACUCCCCCUUCAACCCUUAAUUCUCCCACAUUAUAUAUGUGACAACCCUCUGUAACUGCCUCACUCCUUCCUUCCCCUACAACCAUGGCAUUGCCAGCCGGAGAUUUUGAAAAGAUGGGUGUCGAUGUGAUGCUGCAGAGAUUUUCCGGCGAGUUUGGGCUUUGGCACUUGCGGCACCUAGUGCUAGUCAGCUUGGCAUGGCUUCCCAAUGCCUUCCACACCAUGGUCAUGAUUUUUGCCGAUCACGAGCCGGCCUGGAGGUGUACCGCAUCUUGCUCUGGUUCAUUGAUGUCUGUCUGCAACUUGGAGCCCGGCUCAUGGGAGUGGGUGGGAGGCAAUGGCGCUUCCAUAGUUUCAAGUUUUGGGUUGGUUUGCGGUGACAAAUACAAAAUCGGCUUGGUUCAAUCUGCUUUCUUUGCCGGAAGCCUCAUAGGUGCAGGGAUAUUUGGGCAUCUCUCUGAUUCUUUAUUGGGUCGAAAAGGGGCGCUAACGGUCGUAUGUGUAAUGAAUGCUCUCUUCGGCUUUUGCACAGCAGUUGCACCAAGUUAUUGGGUCUACUUCCUCCUCCGCUUCCUCACUGGUAUUAGUGCUGGUGGUGUCGGCCUCGCCGCCUUUGUCUUGGCUACUGAACCCGCAGGCCCGACCAAGCGGGGAGCCGUUGGAAUGUCAACAUUCUAUUUCUACUCUGUUGGACUUGCCUUGCUUUCUUGCACUGCCUACUUUUUCCGGCAAUGGCGCUCCCUCUAUGUAGUUACUUCCUUGCCCUCGCUACUCUACAUUGUGGCUGCCCUCCCCUUCAUCUCUGAGUCCCCUCGGUGGCUCCUGGUGCGUGGUCGCAUCUCGGAAGCCCUGACUGUCAUGGGAGAUAUGGCAAAAACCAAUGGCAACCACCUCCCUAACGGAGUCUCUCUUGCCCUUGAUAAUCAAUUACUGGAUUACGAUAAUGUGUCGGAAAAUCGAGUGAUCUCUGGCUCCCUCUUUGAUGUAAUCAAAUCUCCAUUAACCCGCAUUCGCCUGAUCUUAUUGUUGCUGAUAAACCUAGCAUGCUCCAUUGGGUACUACGGCCUUACUCUAAAUGCCGUAAACAUCGGGACGGACGCCUAUUUGAAUGUCUUUUUGAACGGAGUCUUUGAGAUUCCGGCAUAUAUCUUUACUACAUUGAUCUUGGGGAGGUGUGGGAGGAGGACACUGGUUAUGGGGACCAUGGGAAUAAGUGGGACUUUCUGUUUACUAGGAAGUACAAUGAAGGGGGAUGGAUUAUUUGAAGGGAUUAGGAUGUUUUGUGGGUUUAUGGGGAUAUUCGGGGUGGCCGGAACAUUCAAUCUGUUGUUUAUUUAUGCAUCGGAAUUGUUUCCGACGGUGGUGCGGAAUGCAGCAUUAGGGUGCGUGACACAGGGGGGCCAGUUGGGGGCGAUUUUGGCACCAAUGGUGGUUGUGAUGGGUGCGGAGUUGGCCUUUGCAGUGAUCGGUUUGUGUGGGGUUCUAGGGGCAAUACUCUCAUUUUACCUGCCAGAGACCUUGAACAAGCCUCUGUAUGAUACAAUGUCUGGUUUAGAAAGUGCAGAAAGUGAUGGGGUUCCUUAAGGAUUAAAGAACCAUUUGAAGUGAUACUUUU
Amborella trichopoda is the source of this 1646-nucleotide messenger RNA. RefSeq names its product organic cation/carnitine transporter 4-like. Gene Ontology annotation, cellular component: membrane. The record is from RefSeq and is a predicted model, not a curated record. Gene Ontology annotation, biological process: transmembrane transport. Lineage: Eukaryota; Viridiplantae; Streptophyta; Magnoliopsida; Amborellales; Amborellaceae. Gene Ontology annotation, molecular function: transmembrane transporter activity.